AUGAAUAGUAUGAAUUAUACUUAUGAUCGAUCAAAAACAUUAAUUGUACAACGUCUACAAACUAUUCAACGACAACUUCAACAAGCAUCACAAGCAUUACAAGAUUUCGGUAAUCAACCAUUACCUCAAUGUCUAUCUGGAAUGAAUCCUCCAUUAGAUUUCACAACAUUAUCAGCAAUGGUUACAGCUGUUGUACGUAAAGGUCAAUAUAAAUUAAAACAACGAUUUGAAUAUAACAAAAAAAUGUUAAAAUUAGUCCCAACAGAUCAUCUUUUUGUAAAAAAUUGUUUACGAUUUUAA
Messenger RNA from Rotaria sordida, 300 nucleotides. NCBI's taxonomy places the organism in Eukaryota, Metazoa, Rotifera, Eurotatoria, Philodinida, Philodinidae. The record is from the annotation of a GenBank genome assembly.